Messenger RNA from Wyeomyia smithii (pitcher-plant mosquito), 686 nucleotides. RefSeq lists its product as uncharacterized. Bases 48 to 620 code for a protein of 190 amino acids. The transcript has 2 exons. The record is from RefSeq and is a predicted model, not a curated record. Lineage: Eukaryota; Metazoa; Arthropoda; Insecta; Diptera; Culicidae.
UCGACGUCCAGGAGUUGAAUCGUAAGGAAGCUCAAGAAAGAGAGAAAAUGUUUAGUUCAAUUCGUCUCUAUUGGCUGAAAGGUGCACAAAUGGUACUCGGAUUUGUGGUCAUCGGACUGGAACAUCCCAGACUUAACUAUGAUAAUCAAUACAAUACGGCAGAUGCAAUUCUGCUUACCAUUACACUUAGUGCCACCCUAGUGACCACGGUGAUAUUGAUGGAUGCUUUUAAACACACGAUUAGGAAGGUCUUUGGAGAAACUUCGUGGUUCCAGUUGGAGCUUCGGUUUACCGGAUUGGUGUUUCUAGCGUUAGCCUAUUCAUCUUGGAUUGUUUUUCUGAGAGCAAUCGGCGAGCAUCGGAACCCAGCACCAAGAAUUACUGUUAGCGUACUCGGUUCCGUGCUCAGUGUUCUGUAUCUGAUCAAUUGGUGGCAACUUUUCCGGGAACGUCACAUCGCGAGGGAUGAAUUAGAACCGGAUCUGAUGACAGUGAAGGUAGGAAACGAUUCGGGAUGCCAGUUAGCAGCGAAUUUGGCUACCCGUCCACUGAUCGCUGACGAGUUUUCUUCGACUGGGAGAAAAUCAGGCGAAAUUCCAAGCACGCAUGGAAAGAAUUGAAUUGUUUCGAGAAUAAUCAAAAAUACAUUGCAAUGUAAUAAAAAAGAUCAUAUUCAGCAUUCGUAA